AAUUACACAUCAAACAGCCUGAAAUUCAAUGUCCUAGGUUUUUCUUCCUGGUUCUUGACUAUCACUGUCUAAGUAUUUGCUUUUAUCUUGCUAUUUACCUGGAUAAUCACACAGUUGUGGCUACAGACUCAUCUUCCUUACUUCAUAUCAUGUCGGAUCCUGAAGGAAUCACAGUCGAACAAGCCAUCCUCGAGGAUAUCUCCGAUGGCGAUCCAGAAUUACCGGACCAAAUGUUCAAAGUUGCUCAUCGCUACUUCAUUCGAUACAGAAGAGUCGGAUUGAUGCCCGAUCUUGACAAGGCUAUUAACAUGGCAACCGAAGCUAUUCAUCUCACACCUGAGGAUCACCCACAGCGAACACAACGCCUGAUUAACCUGUCUAUCUACUGGCAUGAUAAAUACCCAAGAAGAGAUCCACAUAAUGUUCAAGGGCUUCAAGAUUCCAUCAGCGCAUCGCGAAAUGCAAUCGCUGCUCUUUCUGAUACUUAUCCACACCGAGGAACACUUCUCGAUCAGCUAUCCACAAAACUGGGCUUACUCUUCAUGCAGACACGAGAGCUCAGCGUCAUCGAGGAAAACAUUGCGAUCCAACGGGAAGCCGUCGCCGUGACACCAACCAGCAAUCCGAAGCAUGUCGUCUUUCUAGCCAACCUGGCUGCUCCACUCACAGCACGACACCAAGCUCUUGGAAGAAAGGAAGACCUUGAUGAAGCCAUUCAAAUCUGUCGCGAUGUCGUCGCACGAACGGAUGAAGACUCGCCGCAACUUCUCGAGAGACUCGGCAACCUGUCGCUAGGACUAAGUGAGAGAUAUGAAAUACAUGGAGACCAAACCGAUCUCGAGGAAGCGAUCGACAUUGUGAAGCAAGCUAUUAAUGUAACGGAAGAAAAUAGCUUGGAGCGCAUGGCUCAGCUCAGCAAUUAUGCGAAAUUCUUGAGUGAUCAGUACCUCAGGACAGGAAAUAUGGCCGAUCUUGAAGAGUCUAUUGGCGCAUUUCAGCAGGUUUGUGAUCGUGUACAGAAUGAGGAUGUGUAUAUCGACAGACACAGAUGUCUCAGCAACUUUGGCAUCCAACUUAGUCGGAGAUACAGAAGAAUUGGAACCGUGGCUGAUUUAAAGAAAGCGAUACAAGUCAGCCGAAAGGCUUGCGAACUGAGCCCUGACGAUGAUACCAAAUCAAAGCACCUUUCCAACUUAGCAAUCAUCUUAAAGCACGAAUACUUCAGAAUAGAUGACCCUGUCAAUCUUGAGGAAGCUAUCAGUGUGCAGAGAAAAGCUGUGCGGGCCGCCCAUAGGAACCACCCCGAUAUUUUUACCACGCUUCAUAACCUUGCGGCUCUUCUCACUACGAAGUACAAAAAUACGCAAAAGUUGGAAGACCUUGCGGAGGCGUUGAGGCUUGGGCAACAGGCUGUCGACUUGACACCGGGCGGUCACGCGAACAGAGCUGCUUGUCUAAACACCCUGGCAGUGCAAUUGAGUGACAUGUCCAAGAGAACGGGAUUGUCAAGCGACUUGCAUGAAUCUAUUCGUUAUGGGAGAGAAGCACUGGAUGCCACAGAAGAAGGCCACCCUGAACGUAGUAACAGGCUGGCCAACCAAGGUGGUCGAUAUGGUGAUCUGUUCUGGAAGACGAAAGGACAAGAGCACCUCAAAGCUGCCAUUACACACCUUGAGUCUGCUUUAUUUAGCUCCAGCGCUUACGAUGUCCCUCGUAUUCGCGCAGGAAAGGAACUCAUUCAGUAUUAUGCGGCAGUACCUGACUGGGAUAAGGCUUAUGAAGCUGUCAAGACAGCGAUGAAGCUUGUUCCUAAUCUCAUUGCACAGACCUCGAACAAUGCUGAUAAGCAAGAUUCCCUGGUCCAAGUCUAUGGUUUAUCAUCUGAUGCUGCAGCUGUUGCGCUCUUGGCGAAUAAAGGAGCACUUGCUGCCUUGAGGUUUCUUGAACAAGGCCGAGGAAUGAUGGCAUCCUCAGUUGAAGAGUCACGGAUCGAAACCUACCAUCUUCGGACUGAACACCCUGAGCUUGCUGAACGUUUCACCCAGCUCCGGGUUCAAAUCAAUUCCUUGAGAGCUGUAGCAGAGUCGGGUGAUCUGAUCCACGGGGCUACGUCCUCAGCCCGGCAUUCCAAAAUGGGCCAUGAACUCGAGGAGCUUGACAAGCUACUUGACGACAUCCGUCAAAAGCCUGGAUUCGAAGACUUCCUCACUGCGCCAAGCGAGUCUAACAUCAAGAGUGCUGCCCUUAACGGACCAAUUAUCAUCAUCAACGUAAGCGAAUUCCGUCGUGACGCAAUUCUCGUGGAGCGGGAUCAGAUUCGAAGCAUUCCUUUGCCAAGGCUUACGAUCAAGGAUAUAAGGUUCAAUACCCAACAACCCCACACUUCAAGUCCGAAGAUACUAGAAUGGCUAUGGGAUACUAUUGCUGAACCUGUUCUUAAUGCGCUGAGAAUCGGUGAGGCUUCUGCUGGAGAACGCUUGCCACGGAUUUGGUGGAUUCCAACUGGUGUAUUGAGCAUAUACCCCCUCCAUGCAGCUGGCCGACACUACAAAGGAUCGGCGGAGACCGUGAUGGAUAGAGCAAUUUCAUCAUAUAGCUCAUCUAUAAGAGCGGUCAUCCGGAGUCGGGGUCGUGCAGGUUUGGGCCCCAUUCCAUCAGAUACCGAGCGGGCUGUGCUCGUGUCUAUGAAGCGAACGCCGGGAUAUAGCACACUCCCUUCAGCAGGCAAAGAAGUCAGCCUGUUGCAUCACAUCUGUACGUCCAAAGGAUUUGAUGUUGUCGAGCCGAAGUCUCUCAAGGACGAUGUUGUUUCGCAGCUCCCCAAAUGCAAGGUCUUCCACUUCGCUGGUCACGGCAGCACCAACGGGCGUGAUCCCUCUCAAAGCAGCCUUCUACUAGAAGAUUGGCAGAAGGAUCCUCUCACAGUGUCAACCCUGCUGGACAUCAACAUUCAGCAAUACUCGCCAUUCCUCGCCUACCUCUCGGCAUGCGGUACGGGACAGAUUGCACACGAGAAGUUCCUCGAUGAGGGUAUUCAUCUUAUUAGUGCCUUUCAGCUUGCUGGAUUUCGUCACGUCAUCGGUACUCUUUGGGAGGUUGGCGACGAUAUUAGUGUUCAUAUGGCAAGGGUUACCUACGAAGGUAUUCAGCGAGGUGAUUCGGCAGAUGAGUCGGUUUGUCAGGGCUUACAUAGGGCGACAUUGGAGAUGCGAGAUCAAUGGUUCAGAGAACAGAGUCAGACUCGGGGACGGAAAAGGAAGGCAAAGUGCAUUCUGCAAGAUGAAGGAGUAGGAAUGACGGGUUCCCGUGAUAUUGAAGCCUUGGAUGAUGAGGACGAGGUUGCUAAAUUGCCACAAUGGGCUCCUUAUGUUCACUUCGGAGUAUAGAACGGGUAGCUUACUGUCACUCAAUAGAAUGGUGGUCUGGGUCAGCUUUCCCCAAGAUAUGCACGAACCUAUUGUACGUUUAUCGUAUUCAUCAACUAAAACUGUAUAUCAUAUCGAAACAGUAACAGGAAAAGAUAGAUAAAACUAGUAUAAGUACAGCUUGAACAGAAGGAGACUGUUUUUCAUGACAAUGUCUAAUGCCUAAGCAUUUACUUCCUGUUUACUCCAAAGAAUGGAGAAUUUAGGAUGUAGCAGCAAGACCCUGAGGUUUGACAUAGAAGAAGUGACUUCCAUCCUCGCGGUGCACCUGAGUGAGAAGGGACAUGAUCCUUCCAGGGACGCCAGCAGACGGGUGAGUGAUCAUGUAGUAGUUGUUAUUGGCCUUUCUGGCA
Messenger RNA from Fusarium redolens, 3778 nucleotides. RefSeq names its product CHAT domain-containing protein. Gene Ontology annotation, molecular function: protein binding. NCBI's taxonomy places the organism in Eukaryota, Fungi, Ascomycota, Sordariomycetes, Hypocreales, Nectriaceae. The coding region runs from base 150 to 3386 and encodes 1078 amino acids. The record is from RefSeq and is a predicted model, not a curated record. The transcript has 2 exons.